Zasmidium cellare ATCC 36951 is the source of this 399-nucleotide messenger RNA. RefSeq lists its product as uncharacterized. The record is from RefSeq and is a predicted model, not a curated record. The transcript is spliced from 3 exons. NCBI's taxonomy places the organism in Eukaryota, Fungi, Ascomycota, Dothideomycetes, Mycosphaerellales, Mycosphaerellaceae. Bases 1 to 399 code for a protein of 132 amino acids.
AUGUCUGGCAAGGGCUGGACUGACACUGAGAAGGUCGGCUUCUUCUUCCAGAUCAUUGGCAAGAUGGGCGGCAGCAUUCCAUGGGGCGAGCUCGAGCUGCCAGAAGGCCGCACUCAGAAGGCCUGCCAGGUCAUGAUUGACAAGGAGAAGGCCAAGAUCCGCAAGGCGAAGGAGGCAGAGGCUGAGGCCAAUGGUGAGGAUGUCCCAGCCACACCAAAGACUCCCGCUUCUGGCAAGAAGCGCGGUGCCAAAGCCGUCGACGAAGAGGACGGUGCUGCGAAGAAGAAGCCAAAGACCCCACGCAAGAAGAAGGAGUCGGCCAGGGAGGAUUCUAGCAGCGAAGGCGGAGACGGUGCAGGACUGGUAAAGUACGAGUCAGCGGACGACGGUUUGGUGUGA